Molecule: messenger RNA, 3238 nt
Organism: Cornus florida
Lineage: Eukaryota; Viridiplantae; Streptophyta; Magnoliopsida; Cornales; Cornaceae
Product: protein unc-13 homolog
Exons: 5
Coding region: 1-3129 (1042 amino acids)
Source: RefSeq, a predicted model, not a curated record
AUGGCCCAUUACACCCGCCGCCACUCCCUCCCCGCCGUAUCCAUUCUACCUUCCCGACCCGACCCCGUCGCCGCCCCCGGCCCAGUCGCCACCGAACUCGCGUGGCCUUUCGGCGAGCUCGAAGGAGUCGAGGCCGAUGACAUCCGCGAGACCGCCUACGAGAUAUUCUUCACGGCCUGCCGGUCGUCGCCGGGGUUCGGAGGGAGGAACACCUUAACAUACUACUCAUCAUCUGAAGGCGGUGGGGACGGAUGGGUUUCCGGGUUCGGGUCGGGGCAGGGAUCGCCGGGGAAGUCGGGGUUGGUGGGUGUGUCGACGACCAGCAAGGUCAAGAGGUUUCUGGGGUUGAAGACGAUUAGGCGUUCAAUGUCGAAAAGGACCAUUUCAAGCCCCGGGUCAAACCCUUCGUCGCCCGUGAAGCAUGGGGUGUCGAGUCCUGGGUCGAACCCUUCUUCGCCCCGCGUAUCGAGUCCCGGGUCCAGCCCGAGAAUGGCAUGGACCACGCCGCAGGGGAGGCCAAGGAAGCCAAAGACGGCGGCUGAAAUCAUGAGGCAGCAAAUGAGGGUGUCGGAGGAGAGCGAUAACAGGCUCCGCAAAACCCUAAUGAGGACCCUCGUUGGCCAAAUGGGCAGGCGUCCGGAGACGAUAAUUUUACCUCUUGAGCUCCUCCGCCACCUGAAGAUAGCCGAAUUCAAUGAUUCCCGGGAGUACCAUGUAUGGCAACAGCGUCAGCUCAAAAUCCUUGAAGCAGGACUCAUCCUUUACCCUUCCAUCCCACUAGAAAAAUCAAACACAUUUGCUAAGCGUUUCAGGGAGAUUGCCCGGGCUUGUGAGGCGAAGGCAAUUGACACUGGAAAGAAUUCGGAGUCCAUGAAAACGCUUUGUAAUUGUGUGGUUUCAUUGUCUUGGCGAAGUCCUAAUGGUUCAACCACAGACGUGUGCCAUUGGGCUGAUGGGUUCCCACUGAAUGUGCACCUCUACAUUGCGCUACUCCACUCCAUCUUUGACCUCAAGGAGGAAUCGUUAGUCCUUGAUGAGAUUGAUGAGAUGAUGGAGCUCAUGAAGAAAACAUGGUCUACACUGGGAAUCAAUAGGUCCAUACACCAAGUGUGUUUUUCGUGGGUAUUGUUUCAGCAAUAUAUUGCAACUGGACAAGUGGAAACGGACCUCCUUUCUGCCACACUCGCUAUGUUGUCCGAAGUUGCAAAAGAUGCAAAGAGAGCAGACCAAGAGCCUAUAUAUGUCAAGAUGUUAUCAUUGGCAUUGCUUUCAAUGAAAAAUUGGUCAGAGAAGAGAUUGCUUGAUUAUCACGGGUGCUUUCAGAAAAAAACAAUUGGCAUAAUGGAAAACCUUCUUCCUUUGGUUUUUUCGGCCACAAAGAUAUUGGAAGAAGAUGUUUCUGGCGUUGGAGCAGCAGAGCUUGAGAAAGGGGAAGUAGUGGCCGAAACUACAGGAUGUAGGGUGGACCAGUAUAUCAGAUCAUCACUGAGGAAUGCAUUCACAAAGAUGCUAGAAAAUGGAAAUAUCAGCGGUAUGCUUGUUGAAGUCCCAGAAGUGAACGAAGCCCUUCUUCAGUUGGCUAAAGACACUGAAGUUUUGGCCUUGAAGGAGAAGGAAAUAUUUAGUUCGGUGCUCAGGAAAUGGCACCCAAUAGCAGCUGGGGUUGCAGCCGCGACUCUACAUACCUGCUAUGGGACAUUGUUGAAGCAAUACUUAGCUGGGGUGACCUCCCUCACAAAUGAGACUAUCAUGGUAUUGCAGAGAGCCGGAAAGCUGGAAAAGAUUUUGGUUCAGAUGGUGGUUGAAGACACCGUUGAAUGUGAAGAUGGAGGCAAAACUAUUGUGAGGGAGAUGGUUCCAUAUGAAGUUGAUUUGAUCAUUCUAAACAUCCUGAAACAAUGGAUUCAAGAGAGAUUGAAAAAAGGGAAAGAAUGUCUUCAAAGAGAGAAAGAAACCGAAACAUGGAACCCAAAGUCCAAAACUGAGCCAUAUGCACAAUCAGCUGUGGAGCUAAUGAAAUAUGUGAAGGAAAUUGUGGACGACUUAUUUGAAAUUUCAGAUGGCAUUUCGGAUGAGUUAGUUUGUGAUCUUGCUGAUGGCAUAGAGCAUUUAAUCCGAGACUACACUACCUUCGUUGCAUCAUGUGGAUCAAAACAGAGCUAUGUCCCUGCACUUCCUCCUCUAACACGAUGCAACCGAGACUCAAGGUUUAUCAAAUUGUGGAAAAAAGCUAGCCCCUGCAAAGUCACCGUCAACUUGGAUGAUUCGCAUCAACUUCUAUUUAACGACGGUCAGCAACAACGCCCAUCAACUAGCCGAGGAACACAACGCCUGUACAUCCGCCUAAACACCUUGUAUUAUCUUUUAUCUCAGCUCCAUAGCCUUGACAAAACUCUUUCCCUCUCCCCUCAUAUCAUUCAAUCACCCAGCGGCCGCUUCAGUAACAACCACGGACAACUUGGCAGUUACUAUUCCUACUUUGAUCAUGCCCGUUUGGCUAUUCAAGAAUCCUCCCAACAUGUAUCAGAAGUUGCUGCCUACCGUCUCAUCUUCCUGGACUCGAACCCUGUAUUUUACGAAGGUCUAUAUGUUGGUGAUGUAGAAAAUGCACGUAUUAAACCAGCUUUACAAAUCUUGAAGCAGAAUCUUACUCUUUUAAGUGCGAUUGUCACUGACCGGGCUCAACCAUUGGCGAUGAAAGAAGUUAUGAAGGCUUCUUUUGAGGCCUAUCUCAUGAUUUUGCUAGCUGGGGGAAGCUCCCGAAUGUUUUGUAGGUCAGAUCACGAGAUGAUUGAAGAGGAUUUUGACAGUUUGAAGCAGGUUUUUAGCAAGUGUGGUGAAGGUUUGAUACCUGAGGAUGUAAUGGAGCGAGAAGUGGAUACAGUGGAAGGUGUGGUGGCAUUGAUGGGUCAGCCUACUGAACAGCUGGUGGAAGAUUUCAGCAUUGUGGUUUGUGAAGCGAGCGGAAUGGGUACCAUAGGUGCAGGACAAAAACUGCCUAUGCCGCCAACGACAGGAAGAUGGAACAGAUCAGACCCCAAUACGAUAUUGAGGGUACUGUGCCAUAGGAAUGAUCGACUAGCAAAUCAGUUCUUGAAGAGGACAUUCCAACUAGCAAAGAGGCGGUAAUGAAGAUGGAUUUACAUGUACAGUUAGAGCAAAAAAAAUUACGUUUUUUUUUAGGAAAAUCUGAUAUUGGAUUCAAGCUGUGUGAACGAAAUGUAAUGUAUUGUAUUAG